AUGGAUAGGAUCCAGGAGCUUCUGCAUAUUACGGUUGACCCCUUUUUGCAAGACCUCAGUAAAAAUGGGUUUGAGAAUUAUGUGAAAAUAGAGGCAUUGCUUAAUGACCCAGACACGAGGGUUGAGAACGCGUUCAAGAUAGCUAUAAUGCAGGCCUUGGAGCUGUCAAUGUUUAUACCGCCGCCGCUAAGACGCAAGAGAGGUCGAGAAUUGGAGCAGGACCUGGAACCACAACAUUUAGUUCAUGGUGCAAAGCGAGCGAAAAUGGGUUUAAAGAAACUGCUGCUGCUGCUGCAAAAGGCAUUGAAAACUGAGGUUGACAAGGUAACGUCGUUGAAAUCGCAAAAGGAGGUUUCUCAAAUUGAGCUCGAGAAAUUCCUCAAUUCAGACUUGAAGCAUCUAGAAGUCUUGUCUGUACCUGAACACUACCCAACAAAACCAAACACAGCUUCUUCUUUAACUGAGAUUUACUACUUGACUCAAACACUACCAUCGAACAAACUAAUCCCGGGAAGUCACAAAGUUCUAAUGACCGAUGAUUAUGAGUUGGCGUUGCUAGAAGGGAAAGUGGCUGUCAUAUAUUCAAGAAUCGAGGAAUUGAAAAGACAAGGAAAAUGGUCCUCGAGACAACCACAAAAGUUCUAUGAUCCUUUUAUAUAUGCAAACCAAGAAAAGAAGAAGAUGAUGGUAAAGAAAAACUGUACAUGGGACAAUAUAUUGAAGGAAGCGUUAUGGAUGGCGGAGGAUUUCAAAGAGGGUACAAAAUGGAAAAAGUAUUCAUGUGUAGUUAUGGCUCAAGCAGUUCAAGAGUAUUGGGCCUUGGGGAAAGAAAGCACAUGUAUAAAGAGAAAAAUGCCAAAAAUUACCGAAGCUGGGGAAGUUACAGCAACAGCUUCUAUUGUUGAAUCAUCAACAGCACAAGAAAAUGAAACCCCUCAACCUCACCCCAAAGGAAUUGAUCCUAAAUUGUUAUCGUUAAAAGAAUCUUCUGUGUCGAAAAAACCUUCAAACAUAUUUUCGAAUUUGCAAAUGCCAGAUUCAAAAUUGGUCACUGUGACCAUUAACGAUCUUACAAAAUAUGCACAAUCUAUCUUCAAAACGUUGCCGACAUACAAAGCUUUCAAUUCUGAUGAGCGUUACAAGCUUGAUGCCAAAGAACCUCCUAUAACAGCAGUGUCUAAAUUACUACUACCGUAUGAUUCUGAUCAAGAGUGGCAUAAGGUAGUAUUGAAGAAACCAACUUCUUCUUCUUCUUUUUCUUCUUCAUCAUCAUCAUCAACAACAACAACCUCCUUCUCAUCUUAUCUGGGUCAAAAUAGUAACACCAAAAAAUUACCCGAAUAUCAAAAAGGUGUAUUUGGUGUACAAGCGCAUCGAAGAUUCCACAUUUUGAAACCACCGAAACCGCCUUCAACCAGUAACAUAGAGUUUAGAUCACCAACCAUUUGGGUUCCUGAGGAUGACAAAAGACUUAUCCAUUUUAUUGCAGAGUUUUGUUUCAAUUGGGAUUUGAUAGCUGAGCAUAUGCUGGUGAAAUCGUUUGCACCUACUUUACGAAAAUACGAAGCAAACAUGGAGAGAAGAACACCUUGGCAAUGUUUUGAGAGAUAUAUUCAAUUAAAUCAAAAAUUCCAAUUCUCAGAUAUGAAAGGUAUAUAUUCAUUUCAUGCACAACAAUGGCUCGAGCUGGCACAUAGAAUCCAACUGACUACAAAAAGAAGAGUUUCUCCCUUGGGUGUUGCCAACGAUUCUAUUCAAAGAGGACAUAGAAAAUUGAGGUGGGCUUCGAUGUUUGAUGGUAUGAGGAAAGCUAUGAAGAAAAGAGAAAUUGCACUUGCCAAAGUGAAUCAUCGUAAAGCUACUAAUGAAUUUCAGGCAAGCCAACAACAAGUGGCCGCUACCAACGGUGAUAAAAAGGUUAAUAUUAAUAAGAUUCCGACUCCUUCAGAGUUGGCUAAACUAAAGUACGAAAGAGAUAAGGCAAUACAGGAAGGAACUCGACAACGUAUGAUGGCAGCAAUGGCGCAGCAACAACAUCAACAACAACAACAUCAACAACAACAACAGCAUCAACAGCAUCUGCAACAACAAAAUCAACAGCAUCUGCAACAACAACAACAACAACAACAACAACAACAGCAACAACAACAACAACACAACCACCACCACCAACAGCAACAGCAACAGCAACAACAACAACAACAACAACAACAACAACAACAACAAAUGCCACGAGGAACACCUUACCAGCCGGUUUCGGCAACACAAGCCCAACAGCAUCUGCAACAACAACAGUACUCACAUCAACAACUACAUCAACAGCAUCAACAGCAACAGUAUCCACUGCAACUACUUCACCAACAACACCAACAAGCGCAGAUGCAACAACGGAUGCAGAGGACACAAAACAACCUUCCGCAGCAGCAGCAACAACAACAACUACAUCUGCAUAUGAAAACGCAAGAUUAUAGCGGUGUUUCGUCAUCGGAAAAUACGCGAAUUUCCCCUUUGAGUGGCAUGCAAGUGAAAGAUGUUAACCAUACGUCGAUAAAAAUUCCCACUACAAAAGAUGGCAAGCCAUUGACCACUGAACAGAUUCAACAAUUAAUGCAAAUGGAGAAACAAAGGAGAAUUCUUCAACAACAACAACUUCAACAACAACAUCAGCAACAACAACAUCAGCAACAACAACAUCAGCAACAUCAGCAACAACAACAACAACAUCAUCAUCAACAACAUCAACAACAUCAACAACAUCAACUGCUGCUGCUGCAAAAUCUUGAUUAUUUGCAACAAUCGAAUUUUCAAAGCCCGAUUUAUUCCCCACCACCACCACCACCACCACCACAACAACAACCACUGUCACAAGCAAACUCUCCACAAUUCCAUGGUGGACCACUUCGUCAUGCACAGCAGCAAGUUAGGCCAAACAUAAGCUCACCUAAUAUGUCUCAAUUUCUGCCAAACAAAUCCAACGCACAAUCUCCAGCGCCUUAUUUCCAACAACCAGUAAAUCAAGGUCAGCUGCUGCAACUUGUCCAGCAUGCUGCGCAAAGAAGCCCCAAUCUACAGCAACAACAGCAGCAACAGCAACGUCCGAGAAUGCAAUUCCAGCCCUCUCAAAUCUCUGCUGUUAUUAAUUCAAUUCAAAACCAAAAUCCCGGACUUUCAAAAGAACAAGUAACAAAAAUGGCUGCUCAGUAUCUUGCUAAUCUCCAACAGCAGCAACAGCAGCAGGCCCGUAAUAGACAAACAGCUAGUUUACAACAACAGCAGCAACAACAACAACAACAACAUUUGCAAGUCCCAGCUGAAAGUUCCCCAGCUGCAGCUAACAACAGCCCUUCUCAGCUACUCCCACAACAGAUCCUUGAAGCUGCUCAUUUAAGCGUUAGUUCUAGUGUUAGUCCACAACUAAGUCAGAACCAAAUGAAUCACCAGAAUUGA
Molecule: messenger RNA, 3447 nt
Organism: Lodderomyces oxycetoniae
Lineage: Eukaryota; Fungi; Ascomycota; Pichiomycetes; Serinales; Debaryomycetaceae
Gene: VID21
Product: Vid21p
Exons: 1
Coding region: 1-3447 (1148 amino acids)
Biological process (GO): DNA repair
Cellular component (GO): NuA4 histone acetyltransferase complex
Molecular function (GO): chromatin binding
Source: RefSeq, a predicted model, not a curated record